UGUCAAUCAAAUCAACCAAGACAAUCAAUCGCAGAGAUUUUUACGAAAAUAAAUAAAAUUCUUUUGAUUCCUAUAAGAAAAAUCCGUAUUCAACGGCCAAGAACGAAUAGGAAUAACAUUUUUCACAUUUGCUAUGAGACUAUUUACUUAUUAAGUUUAAUAUAUUUCACAAACCAUGAUUACACUUAAUAGAAAAUUCAAAAAGGACGUGAAUGAAAGACCAAACGGUACAACUGUGGAGUCAGUAAAAAGAAUAUCAGUGAGAGAUAAACUAUUAGUGAAGGAAGUACAAGAAAUGAAUGAGAACCUUCCAACGACGUGCUCUGUCCAUUUCGAAGACCCUGACGUGCUAAGUGAAUUUAUUUUGACUGUAUGCCCAGAUGAAGGUUAUUGGACUGGUGGCAAGUUUAAGUUCAGUGUAUUUGUUACCGAAGACUAUAAUAUGGAACCACCUAAAGUGAAAUGUUUGACAAGAUUAUGGCAUCCGAAUAUUAAUGUGGAUGGAGAUAUUUGCCUGUCACUGCUCCGGCAGACUGCCAUAGAUGAACAUGGAUGGGCACCAACUCGUAGACUGAAAGAUGUUGUGUGGGGAUUGAACUCUCUAUUUACUGAUCUCUUAAAUUUUGAGGACCCAUUAAACAUAGAAGCAGCUGAAAUGUACAAAAAGAAUAAAACUGAAUUUCAAACAAAAGUUCAAGAGUAUAUUGCGGUUACCAAAGGCAAGAGAUGAAAAUUACUCAACCCGAUUAAGCCUCAACAAAUCUCAUUAGAAAACUUAAAAUAUUCGUCACUUGUCAACAAUGUUAUAUCAAACCAUUUAGCUUUUGAUUUUUGUUUUAGUCAACUGUCUAAGAAAUUAUAUUACUCAUUUUCAUUCUUGGUGCAUGCAAUGCUGCAGAAAAACCGUGCGGCGGAAUAAUAUUGCGCCAAAGUUGUGCAGUAUGAAAAGUCAUAGAAGUAUGUGCACGGCUGCAAUAGUACACCUCGAGACUUCUCCAUAUUUUUUUUUUGCAGUUUUUCUGCCGCAGCUGUGCAUGCGCAAUUUUACUUUAUAAUAUUGGAAACGCAAAACAUUUUAAAAAAAAUAUGAAAUGUAUUCAAAAAUAAGACUAUUAACUCAAUUGUGAAUUGACAAAUCAUAAUACCAGCAAACAAAUUUUUUCGCAUUUUUGAUAAAUAACGUAAAAAAGGUCAAUGCUAAAUGGUUUUAAUAUCAUAAUUAUGUUAUGUGUUAAUACUCCACAGUGCUGAUAUCUAUUUAUAUUAAAUUUUUGAUCAGUUGCAUCUGGCAUGAAUUUUUAGUAUGUAAGUUAUCAUACAGAUUUAUUAGGAUAGCAAUAUCACAUAAAACUUAAUUUACUUCUCAAUAAAGUACACAUUUCAUUGAAAGAAUUCAAAAAUGCCCUGCAAGGGUUUCACACUACACCGCGCUAUAAAAUGUGUGUCUUUUUGUGUAGUAAAUAAAGUUUCAUUUAUAUCGCUAUCUUAAAAACUGGGCGCUGCUUCGCGUCUCGGUGUAAACUGGCCUUUGUUUUGCUCGUGAAAUAGUAAAAGUAGUAAUAAAAGUGACACUGGCUGUUGUACUUUAUAUUCUACAUUCUUCUUUAUUCUGUUAAAUUUAUUUGAACCGACAGCCACAGGUUAAGUUACCCAAAACUAUCAAAUGUCUCAAACUGUCUUUUGCUUUUGUCUCUUUUUAAUAUUUUAUUGUCACCCGAUGAGACGCAACCACAAUCACCAAAAAAAUGGUGUAAACUGGCCUUUGUUUUG
Chilo suppressalis (striped riceborer) is the source of this 1770-nucleotide messenger RNA. Lineage: Eukaryota; Metazoa; Arthropoda; Insecta; Lepidoptera; Crambidae. The record is from the annotation of a GenBank genome assembly.